Messenger RNA from Cuscuta epithymum, 4176 nucleotides. NCBI's taxonomy places the organism in Eukaryota, Viridiplantae, Streptophyta, Magnoliopsida, Solanales, Convolvulaceae. The record is from the annotation of a GenBank genome assembly.
GAGCAAUGUGUGGCGCUGGGACUGUGGAGAUCAUUGGACCUAUCACAGCAACUGUUGAAGACGCCAUUCUUGUGUAUUCAGCAAUAUUAGGAUCCUCUCCUGCAGAUAGAAUUUCUCUGAAACCGGGCCAACCUUGUGUACCUAAUUUAUCUUCAAAUGAAAGUUUGGAUGUUCUGGGAUCAAUGAGGUUGGGAAAGUAUACAGAGUGGUUUAAUGAUGUUUUCUCCCCUGAAAUAUCUGAAAAAUGUGAGGGUGUCCUGCAUCAACUGUCAAAAAAGUAUGGGUGCAAAGUGAUAGAGAUUGUAAUACCAGAGCUGCAUGAGAUGCGGACUGCUCAUAUUGUUUCCAUAGGCUCUGAAUCACUGUGCUCUUUGAAUCCUUACUUGGAGGGAGGGAAAGGAGCAAGAUUGACACAUGAUACUCGAACCAAUUUGGCACUUUUUCGGUCAUUCACAGCAUCAGAUUAUGUUGCUGCUCAGCGCCUUAGGAGAAGGCUAAUGUACUACCAUAUGGAGAUAUUUAAGAACGUGGAUGUCAUAGUAACUGCUACAACUGGCAUGACAGCACCCAUAAUACCAGCAAGUGCUCUUGCUGUUGGAGAGUCAAAUUUGCAAGUGUCAGGAAAUCUCAUGCGUUUCAUUAUAACCGCAAAUCUUCUGGGGCUUCCAGCCAUUUCUGUUCCUAUUGGUUACGACAUGCAAGGACUACCUAUAGGCAUCCAACUCAUAGGCCGACCUUGGUGUGAAGCUUCCAUUUUACAUUUGGCAGCUGCAAUAGAGGAGAAUUGUUCAUCCCCCAAGAGAAAGCCAUUGCAAUUCUAUGACAUACUCAAGGGAGGGAAUUGAACUCCCUUACAAAUAAGUUUUAUGACAAGGGAGUAUGCCGGCUGAAAAUUUGUCGGCAGUGAACAUUAAAUUAACUUACAAUGCGAUGCCCUCACCUUGUUGGAACAAUCUAGGAUGUCAAAGACUUAUAAGGAAACAUGGAAACAAUACCUGUUUUUGUUCAUCACGGUGGUUUUUGGAAUGAAGUCAUGGAAUAUGUAAACUUCUGUGUUUUUGGAAUUACUUUGGCUACAAACAACUCUUUUGCUGAUUUGAUUUAAAAGGUAGCAGAUAGGAUUGGAAUACAAACAACAUCAACCUCAUUAAUAGUUCAAUACAAAGUGAGAGACAAUUAUCCACCACUAAUGAUACAAGAUAACUCAGCUCUGUUGUUUUAUUUGCAUCUGAAGAAACAAGAUACAGAUGUGACGAAGUUCCCUCUAUGCAUCACCACUGCUGGUGUACAAGAAGAAACAAAUUGCAACAUGUUUCUUGUUGGAAAUAAACAAGUGGAAACAACAUCUGGGAUACAAGAAGGAACACUGUCUGAAGAAAGCUCAACGAUUAGUGAAGAGAUAGACAUUAAUGCUUUUAUAUUAGCAUGGGCAAAUAAAACAACUGAUGAACUGCUACAAGAUAAAUUUGUGGAGUCAGAAGCAACAAAGUGCAACAACAGUGAUGUAGCCCCUGAAGUAGGACUGAUAUACAAGAACCGUGCUGAGUUCAAGAAAGCACUGAAGUUGAAUGCUAUAAAAAAUCACUUCCAGUACAUGACUGAAAAGUCAAAUAAGAUUUGUUUUGUGGCUAAGUGUUUGGAUGAAAAUUGCAGUUGGGAGAUAAAAGCAAAACAAAUUGGAACAAUGGGAAGGUUUAAAGUUGUGAAGCUUGUAAAUACACAUUCCUGCAGAUUAGAAGUAAGAUUAGCAGAUCAAAGGCAUGCAACAUCAAGUUUGGUAGCAGAAUGCAUUCAAUCUAAGCUAUUGGAUCCAAAGGCGCAAUAUAAUGCAACCGAUGUAAAGAGGGACAUGCUACAGGAAUAUGGUGUUGAAAUCAGUUACUUAAAAGCAUGGAGAGCAAAAGAAAAAGCACUAAAUAAACUCAGAGGAAAACCAGAAGAAUCAUAUGGCUUUCUGCCACGGUUCUUGAAUAUUGUGAAACAAACAAAUCCUGGAUCAUUUGUGCAACUUAAAAUUAAUGAAGACAACACAUUCUUGUAUGUCUUCAUGGCUAUUGAAGCAUCAAUUAAGGGCUGGGAAUUUUGCAGACCAGUUAUUGUAGUUGACGGGACAUUUUUGACUGGGAGGUAUGGCGGAACACUGUUAACCGCAUCAACACAAGAUGCUUGUGGAAAAAUAUUCCCUAUUGCAUUUUCUGUAGUUGACUCUGAGAAUGAUGAAUCUUGGAAAUGGUUUUUCAGAAAUAUUAAAGAAGCUUUGGUUUAUAGAAGUGGAAUGGUGAUUGUUUCUGAUAGACAUGAGAGUAUUGCAAAAGCUGUUUUAGAAGUGUAUCCAGAAUCUGGGCAUGGGGUAUGCAUAUACCAUCUAUUCAACAACCUCAAGACAAAGUUCAAAAGAAAAACAAAGAAAAUGAAAGAUAGUUUUUUUGAAGCUGCACAAGCAUAUACCAAAGAUGACUUUGAUUGGCACAUUGAGGAACUGAAGAAACUGGAUGAGGGGAUAGUACCAUAUUUAUACUCAGUUGGGUAUGAAAAAUGGACUAGAGUUUUCUCAACAUCAAAAAGAUACUCAACAAUGACUUCAAAUAUAGCCGAAUCCUUGAAUGCCGCAUUGAAAAAGAUAAAAAAUCUGCCAAUAACUGCGUUGCUACAGUUCUUGCAUGCAUUGGUACAAAUAUGGACACAUAUGAACAGAAAUAUUGCAAGAAACACAUUUACCAAACUUGCAAAAGUUCCACAUGAAACACUAGAGCAAAACUACCUCAAAUGCAUGAAGCUAAAGGUAUAUAGUGCUUAAAUUAUAUGAAGUUAAAUUUUAUUAAAAACUGUGAAUAUAACAGUUUGAAUUGCAGGUGAUUCCUUCUAGUGAAGCAAUAUUUACUGUUUCUGAAAUGAACACAAGCUUUAUUGUUAACUUAGAGGAGAAGAAUUGCACUUGUAGAAGAUUCCAAGUUGAUGAAUUGCCAUGUAUUCAUGCACUGGCAGUACUCAAAAAGAUGAAUCAAGAGCCAUACAAAUUUUGCUCAUCUUACUACUUAAAGGACACGAUGCAACAAACAUAUCAACGGACUGUGCAUCCAAUUCCAGAUCAGGGGACAUGGCCAAUGAAUACUUGCGAUCAAAUGAAAAUCUAUCCCCCACAUGGAAGGAAAAAGUCUGGAAGGCCAAAGAAGCAGAGGUACAAGGCACACUGGGAGAGUACAAGUACACACAAAUGUGGGAAGUGUGGAAACCAAGGGCACAACAGAAAGACAUGUAGGAAUGCACCACAACAGUAGAAAGUUUCUAUAAUGUAGUUUCUAUAAUAUAAUUGUUUUACAAAAUCUCUCAAUUGCUACUGUUCAAACUCAAUUUAAUAUAAAUAUGCAUUCAUAUUGUUAGUGUCCAUUCUGUAUAAGUUUUAUUUAUAUUCUGUGACGAAAAGUUCUAUUAUGGGAUUAAAUACGAAAGCAGAAACAAUAAACAACAAGAAUAAACAAGUAAAAAACAACUGCUAUUUUUGAUAAACAAAAAGAAAUGAAAAGAAACAAUAGAAGAAACAAUUUUUUCUAAAGAAUAAACAGGCACAAACACAGUAAGGAAACAAAGUGUAGAAACAUGAAGGUAGUAAUGUAAUUACUUAAGGAAGACAUUCAGAAAACAAUGACAUAAACAUAAGAUAUAAAAUAAGACAUAGAAACAAACAGAAACAACAGAAACAAAUAUAAACAAUGAAAACCACUAACAGAAACAAACAGAAACAACACAAAAACAUAUGACACGGAACAAUAAUAUCUUUUCAAAACAACUGUGUAACAACAGUAAACAGUACAACUGUAUCACAAAAGUAAAACAGUAUGUUUCCAAAAGAACAAGUUCAUAUUUGGUUUUUACAUUACAAGAUCACAAAAACAAAAGUACAUUAAUUCUUGCUACAUCUAUUUAAUUAACUUCUUCAGCUUCUUCCUCCUGGGUUUGAUUUCUUCAGCAUCACUCUGGACUUCACCACUUAUUUUGGACAAUCCAUAUUGGUAGAGAAAGUAGGAAAGUCUGGUCCUGUAAAGCUCAAUAUCCAAAAAUUCAAGAACCGCUAUGCCAUCGAUGAAAUACUCAGCAAAAGCAGCAACAAAAGCACCACAGUCACUAUAAAAAGUACAAUAAAAAACAAUAUUGUCAAUGGUAGAAACAUAAACAAAA